GUCCUCACUGUCCUCUGCAUUGCUCCUUUUGGCUUUAAAAAAAAACCUAUAGAAUCAUCUCUUCCUUUCUCCACACUUCAUUCUCUCUUGGAUCUCUAUUUUAGACACCAUUAACACAAUAUAAUUCUGCUUACUGAUUCGACAGAAUUCAGUAACUUUGGUUCAGACGCUUUAUUUUCAAGAAUCCAGAACGCAUAAACUCAAAAUUCUAGCUCCGUCUCCGCCGUCAGAAACAACAAUGUGUGACAAAAAUGAAACUUUACUGAUCAACAAGAACAAGGAGUUAGGGAGAAGUGUAUCGAAUGAAUACGACGAAUUGAGGAGUUUUAGGACAUGGCUAAAAUGGAUGUGUGUAGAUCAAUCUGAUCCAUUUUCAGCUUGUCUUUCUUGGUUUGUUUUUGUUCUAUUGGCUAUAGUUGUGCCUUGUCUUUCUCAUUUCUCUUUAGCUUGUAGCGACUGUGAUGCUGCGUACAAUAGACCUUAUGACAAUGUUGUUCAGUUGUCGCUCAGUAGUGUUGCUGCUUUGUCUUUUGUUUGUCUUUCUCGUUUUGUUAAGAAAUAUGGGCUGAGGAGGUUCUUGUUUCUUGACAAGCUUUGUGAUGAGAGUGAAACAGUCAGAAAAUGCUACACUGUACAACUCAAUAGUUCACUAAAGAUCCUAUUCAUAUUUGUUCUACCAUGUUUUGCUGCUGAAUGCGCGUAUAAGAUUUGGUGGUACACCUCAGGUGGCACACAAAUCGCCUUCUUAGGCAAUGUCAUCGCGAGUGACAUUGUCGCGUGUAUUCUAGAGCUCACUUCUUGGCUUUACAGGACCGUCGUGUUCUUUCUAGUUUGUGUCCUAUUCCGGUUGAUAUGUUACCUUCAAGUUCUCCGGCUACAAGAUUUUGCUCAGGUUUUUCAUGUAGAUUCGGACGUUGAAUCAGUGUUGAGAGAGCAUCUCAGAAUCAGGAGGCAUUUGAGGAUCAUUAGCCAUAGGUAUCGCGCAUUCAUUUUGUGGGCGUUGAUGUUCAUUACAGCAAGCCAAUUCGCGUCCCUUCUCAUGACUACGCGCUCAACUGCAGAUCUUCAUAUCUAUAAAAGUGGUGAACUUGCGCUUUGCUCUGUCAGUCUUCUUGCUGGUCUCAUGAUACUGUUGCGAAGCGCGACCAAAAUCACUCACAAGGCUCAAUCUGUGACAUGCCUUGCAGCCAAAUGGCAUGUAUGUGCAACAAUAGACUCAUUCGAUUCGAUUGAAGGCGAGACGCCAGUUACUCGGGCAACCUGUGGCCAAAGUUUUCCUGAAUGUUCAGAAGGAUCUGAUUCUGAUGAUGUUGGAGAUGAAGAAGACGAGUUGGACAAUACAAAAUUUGUUCCUGCUUAUGCCUAUAGCACAAUUUCAUUCCAGAAAAGACAGGCACUAGUGAAAUAUUUUGAGAACAACAGAGCAGGUGUAACAAUUUAUGGAUUCAUGUUGGAUAGAAGUUCUAUUCACACCAUAUUUGGAUUACAACUAUCACUGGUUCUUUGGUUGCUUGGCAAAACUAUUGGCAUUUCUUGAAUCAUCGGCUAUCAAAACCGGAAUUUUUGACUCGUGCAACGGUUAGACUGUACGUAAAAAUAUCAAACGACGCGGAUAUAUACGUGAUCGAUCUUUUUUCUCCGGUGCCUCCCGUUCAUUCUUCGUCAUUUCAUCAUUUUGUUGUGUUGUUCUGUUCAUAAGUCCUUGCCCUUCUUAGAAGGCGAGCGCGUAUAGAGUUAUUUGUUGAUUCAACUUUUGUAUCAUUUCUUGUAUCAUAUUCUUUUUUAUUGGUUUUUUGCUUGUUAAAUUACUUAUCAGGAUGGAUUGUAGUUCUGUUGCCACCUUCACUGCAGCUAUUUGAGUAAAUAUGUUAUAUAUGUCAAUUCA
Messenger RNA from Nicotiana attenuata, 1885 nucleotides. RefSeq lists its product as uncharacterized. The transcript is spliced from 4 exons. Lineage: Eukaryota; Viridiplantae; Streptophyta; Magnoliopsida; Solanales; Solanaceae. The record is from RefSeq and is a predicted model, not a curated record. The coding region runs from base 239 to 1537 and encodes 432 amino acids.